Molecule: messenger RNA, 381 nt
Organism: Fonsecaea erecta
Lineage: Eukaryota; Fungi; Ascomycota; Eurotiomycetes; Chaetothyriales; Herpotrichiellaceae
Product: ribonucleoprotein-associated protein
Exons: 3
Coding region: 1-381 (126 amino acids)
Biological process (GO): mRNA splicing, via spliceosome; ribosome biogenesis; maturation of SSU-rRNA
Cellular component (GO): U4/U6 x U5 tri-snRNP complex; nucleolus; box C/D methylation guide snoRNP complex
Molecular function (GO): RNA binding
Source: RefSeq, a predicted model, not a curated record
AUGGCCGACAACCCAAGCGCCGCAUGGCCCUUGGCCGAUGAAGCACUGUCCCAGAAGAUUCUGGACACCGUCCAACAGGCUUCUCACCACCGCCAGCUGAGAAAAGGCGCCAACGAAACAACCAAAACUCUCAACCGUGGCACCGCCGAGCUCAUCGUCCUGGCCGCCGACACCUCUCCGCUCGCGAUUCUCCUGCACCUUCCCCUCCUUGCAGAAGACAAGAACGUGCCCUACGUCUACGUCAACUCCAAGACGGCGCUGGGGAGAGCAUGCGGUGUGUCGCGGGCGGUCAUUGCGGCGAGCAUCACGACCAACGAGUCCAGCGAUUUGAUGCCUCAAAUCCGCGAGCUGAAGAAUCGCGUCGAGCGACUCAUGAUCUAG